This is a messenger RNA of Mizuhopecten yessoensis (Yesso scallop), 2223 nucleotides long. RefSeq names its product iron-sulfur cluster assembly 1 homolog, mitochondrial-like. Gene Ontology annotation, molecular function: 2 iron, 2 sulfur cluster binding. Gene Ontology annotation, cellular component: mitochondrion; cytoplasm. The record is from RefSeq and is a predicted model, not a curated record. The coding region runs from base 27 to 416 and encodes 129 amino acids. The transcript is spliced from 4 exons. NCBI's taxonomy places the organism in Eukaryota, Metazoa, Mollusca, Bivalvia, Pectinida, Pectinidae. Gene Ontology annotation, biological process: iron-sulfur cluster assembly.
AUACCAAAUAAGUAACAACAACCAUCAUGGCCGCCAGGGCUGUUGGAGCUACUGUUCGAGCAGUUAGUAAAAAGCGUAUGAUUCCUACAAGAGCUCCACUCGUUUUGACACAAGCUGCUGUUAAUAAAAUAAAAGCGCUAACACAAGAACAACCAGAUGUGCUGGGUCUGAAGAUUGGUGUAAAGACAAGAGGAUGCAAUGGUCUGUCCUAUACAUUGGAUUAUGUGAAGCAGAAGGCCAAAUUUGAUGAAGAGGUUCUACAAGAUGGUGUACGAGUGCUGAUAGAUUCCAAGGCACAACUGACAUUACUAGGCACAGAAAUGGACUAUGAGGAAACUAAGUUAGAAUCUGGGUUCGUGUUUAACAAUCCGAACAUCAAAGGAACUUGUGGCUGUGGGGAAAGCUUCAGUUUAUGAUGGUGAAUUUAGCUCAGUGCUUCGGUUUUAAAAAUGUGUAGAGAAGAAUGGAGAAUAAAGCUGAGUCUUAAGCAGUAUAUUGAAAUUUAAAUCCCACUUUGAUUGAAAACCAAGCAAAGUGAUACAGAAAACCAAGCAGAUUUCAACAUUUAAUGAUAUUUGAUCUGCCAAACUGUUCUCGUUUUUAUUGUGUGAUCACUAUGAAGUUUUUCAGCUGAUAACUAUUUGGUGUAAAGUAAGUUGCUAUUUUAGUAAAUCUAUUUCAGUGAGUUAUGGAUCUUCAAUGGUUAAUGUGAAAAAUAAAAAGCAAUGCACAUAAUUUUAAAUGCUUAAAGUCUACCUCUUUCUUCCAUUUUUGUCAAUUUUUUGUAGCAUAAUAAGUUUGAUGAAUGCUAAAAAAAAGUCAUCCUCUCAUUAUGUCUUCUGUAUUGUUCUUUAAUUUUCAGCUAAAAUUAGGUUUAUUUUAGAUACCAGAAAUAUUCAUGGUCAAUGUUGAAGUUGUUAAAUAUCAAAGAACACCAAUUCAACAAAUUCAUUUGUUGUGGAUUUUAUACUCCAUGACAAUAAAUUUUGUAUUGUAUCAGGAUGUUCUAUUUUGUGUUAAUAGUUUAUUGACAAUAAGUGCAAUGAAAUUCAAGACAAAGUAAAUAAAUAACAUCUAUACAUUAUACAAUAUGUAAUCAGGUUUUGUUGCUGGUCACUAUUACAGCUGUAUUUAGAAUACACUUUAACAGAUGUAUACCGAACAGCUGGUUAUUUACAAGGGCUUCAAUUCUUCAGAUUUCGACUCAAAAUUAGUAAACUUUUGCUAUCAAAUAAUCUGUAAAGUAGGUAAAGAUUCUGCCAUGCUACAUGUGUCGUUGAUUUUAGUACCUAGGCAGGUUUUAUACUCCACAUAAAACAUGUAAAAUAAUCAAAUGAAUUUGGUUUAUUACAGAAGAUUGUGACAUACAAAUAUGAUAAGUGUAUUUUUUUAAAACAAAUCAUCCACCAAUCUAUUGGAUGUGUGAUGUAAUUCAUUUUCAAGAUAAAAUUUUGAUUAUGAAGUUUAUUAUCAAAUGUCCAUCCUCCCAUCCUCAUGACCUUGGCUGUUGCGUGGACAUUAAACCCUAAACAAACAAAACGUUCACAUGUGUGAUACUUCCAUGAUCACAUUGAUGACCCACGAAAUAGCAGAAAUGUUAUCCCAGUGGAAAUAUCCCAUGAUAUGGUAACGUAAGUUUACACUCAUACCUUAUGUAUUACAAAAUCAGCACAAUAAAAAUGCAUGACAUAUUGAUACCCUUUGAUAUAGAUAUUGCCGCAGCAUUGCCAACACAAAAUUUCCACACUGCAAUUUGGAUGAAGACUACAAUUAAAAACACAAUUCAAUUUUUACCAUAAUUAUUUCAAAAUACAGUCAAGAUUAACUUAUACUGCCAGCAUCACUGGUUCUAUUAAAUCUAUUUUGCAAUAUGUCAGCAGUGAGAUUCUGAAAAAGUAAUGGUAUUAUAUGGUAUUAAAUUAAUGUAUUAAAAAAGAUUCAAAAGUAUUUUAUUUCCAAAACUUAUAAAGUGUAUUAUUUACCACAUUUAUUUGAAAAAUAAACAAUGCUCUAUUUAGUAUCAACUGCUGGUCAAUGUGGUUUCAGUUUGCCAUAGGUGUACUAGCUAGACCAGGGUGUAUGUACAUGUGUGGGAAGUGUGUAAGGGAAAUUGUAGUAUGAAUGCACAGGUGAGAGUAACACAAACUUUUCUUAAGGUAUCUUUGAUUUAUUGUGAUAUUUUGUCGGUGUAUAAUAUAUACAAUAAAAUGCAAUUUGUGAAAA